This is a messenger RNA of Xenopus tropicalis (tropical clawed frog), 2686 nucleotides long. RefSeq names its product protocadherin gamma-B5. Gene Ontology annotation, biological process: homophilic cell-cell adhesion; cell adhesion. Gene Ontology annotation, cellular component: membrane; plasma membrane. Gene Ontology annotation, molecular function: calcium ion binding. NCBI's taxonomy places the organism in Eukaryota, Metazoa, Chordata, Amphibia, Anura, Pipidae. Bases 17 to 2686 code for a protein of 889 amino acids. The record is from RefSeq and is a predicted model, not a curated record. The transcript has 3 exons.
AACCACCUGUGUAAAGAUGAUACAUGGAGACAGACAAAGGACAGUUAUAUGGCAAGUACACAUUUUCAUUCUAUGCAUUUUCUAUAAAAUGAUUUAUGGGCAGAUUCAGUACUCAGUAUAUGAGGAACUGAAACCAGGAUCUAUAAUAGGAAACAUUGCAAAUGACUUGAACUUAAGUAUCAAUGAAUUAUCAGUUAGAAAAUUCCACAUUGCUUCCCAUGACAGGAAACAGUUCAUCAGUGUUAAUUUAGAUAAUGGGGACUUGUUUGUUAGAGAGAGGAUAGACAGAGAGACAUUAUGUGGAUUAGAACCACAGUGCAUAUUAGAUCUCAAAGCAAUGAUUGAAAAUCCUCUCCAGAUCUUCACCAUUAAAGUUGAAAUCAAUGACAUCAAUGACAAUGAACCAAGUUUUUCUAAGAAAUCUUUUGAGGUAGAAGUGAGUGAGUUUGCUGUACCAGGAGCACGGUUUGCCCUUGACUAUGCACAGGAUCCAGAUCUUGGUACUAAUUCUGUACAGAGCUAUGGACUUAGCGCAAAUAAGUAUUUCAGUCUUGGUGAAAGAACCAGCAGUGAUGGAAGUAAAUAUCCUGAACUUGUACUCGAAAAGCAUUUGGAUCGCGAAAAGCAGAGUUCCUUGGAGUUAAGUCUAAUUGCUUCGGAUGGAGGUAGCCCUAAGAAAACAUGUACAGCUUCAGUAAAGAUUGUUGUCCAUGAUGCAAAUGACAACUAUCCUGUUUUCACUCAGGACACCUACGUAGUAAAUAUCAAUGAAGAUGCACCAAAUAGUUUCCUAGUACUUCAGUUACAAGCCGCAGAUGAAGAUGACGGUACCAAUGCACAAAUAACAUAUUCCUUUAGUCACAUUCCUGAGAAUGCACGUCAAAUUUUUACAAUAAAUCCUCAGACAGGUGAAAUUAGAAAAACAGGACACCUAGAUUAUGAAGUAACAAAGAGAUACACAAUAACAGUAGAAGCUAGAGAUGGCGGUGGCUUGGUUUCUCCCUGUAAAGUAUCCAUUCAGGUUAUCGAUGCCAAUGAUAAUGCGCCUGAAAUCCAAAUCAGCUCUUACUCGGCUACAAUUCCCGAGGAUGCCCCAACUCAAACCGUAAUAGCAAUAUUUAAUACCUAUGAUAUGGACUCCGGAGAGAAUGGCAAAGUUGUCUGUCAGAUUUCUGAAGAGCUUCCUUUUCAAUUAAUAUCAUUAACUGAGAACUAUUACAAAAUCAUGACCUCCUCAAGAAUGGACAGAGAAGAAACUGCUGAAUAUAAUAUUGAAAUUACUGCCAAAGAUAAAGGAUCUCCACCUUUAUACUCUAAUAAAACAAUUCAGGUGACUUUAACGGAUGUUAACGAUCAUAUUCCAACUUUUGAAAAAAGUAAUUACAUCGCCUAUAUCCCAGAAAAUAAUCAGCCUGGAACCUCAGUACUUAGUAUAAAGGCAUUUGACCAUGACAUUAAUGAAAAUGGACAAAUUCUCUAUUCAAUAAUGAACAAAGAUAUUCAGGAUAUCCCCAUAUCAUCACAUAUUUCCAUAAACUCAGCAACUGGAGUUAUUUAUGCCCUCCAUGCUUUUGACUAUGAGAAGAUACGAGAAUUUCAGUUCCAGGUCAUGGCCGUAGAUAGUGGAUCUCCUCCUCUGAACAGCAAUACUACCAUUACAGUUUGUAUUACUGAUAAGAAUGAUAAUGCUCCUGAAAUACUCUAUCCAUCAUCUGACACUGAAGGAACAGCAUUAUAUGAAUUUAUCCCUCAUUCCUCCGAUAGAGGUUACCUAGUUACCAAAGUGAUUGCAGUGGAUGCUGACUCUGGGCACAAUGCGUGGCUUUCUUAUCACUUAUUGCAGGCUCAAGAACCUUCUGUUUUUACUAUUGGUCAAAGUACGGGAGAGAUCAGGCUAGCACGAGGUUUUCAAGAAACAGAUUCCUCAAGGCAAAAAGUUGUGGUUAUGGUCAAAGAUAAUGGAGAACCCACUCUAUCUGCUACAGUUACACUGAACCUGAUCAUUGCUGAAAACUUUCAAGUACUCCCUGAAAUUAAUAACAAGCCUAUCAAGUUGGACAACCCAAAUAAUUUCAGCUUUUAUCUUGUAAUAGCAAUCGCAGUGAUUUCUCUUUUAUUCAUAUUAACUGUGGUAGGUACGGUGAUUUCUAAAUGCAGGAAAGCAAACACGUCAACUAUGUUUGGGACCUUGGACAAAGCCAUGUAUCCACAGGUGUCUUUUAGGUAUCCUUCUCAACUGAGCGAAGGGACUUUAUCUUUGCCAUUUUCAUAUGAUGUUUGCGUGGCCCUGGAUUCAAGUCAAAAUGAAUUUGCCUAUCUGAAGCCAAGUGAGGCUGUUCCAACAGACAAUCUAAUUGAUACAGAUGAUUUAGCUACUGGAAAUGACUCUGUUAAAGACAAUGUGCCUAACGACACUCUGACAGAGGAUAAGAUUCCUUCAGUACGGGGGAAACAUGGGUACCUGACUAAGAAUGAUUACAGGUGGGUGCAAGAUGGGCCCACUCACAAUUUUUCAGAAUUGGAAGCCCUGUACCUACAGCCCACUCAAAUUUAUAAUUUAAGCCUCUAUGUGGUGCUGUUGACCAAGAAAGGUAAAGAGGUUUCACUAGGAAAUGUGUUGCAGCAAAGCCAGGCAGUACAGAUCAGCAGAGAGCUAUAUGUAUUCAACAUCUUCUGUGAAUUCUGA